Messenger RNA from Branchiostoma floridae (Florida lancelet), 2922 nucleotides. RefSeq names its product IgGFc-binding protein-like. The transcript has 10 exons. NCBI's taxonomy places the organism in Eukaryota, Metazoa, Chordata, Leptocardii, Amphioxiformes, Branchiostomatidae. Bases 313 to 2043 code for a protein of 576 amino acids. The record is from RefSeq and is a predicted model, not a curated record.
GCAUAAUGUAUCAUGAAGUUCGUUGAACAUAAUGCAAAAAAAUGUUUUCCGUCAUGUAAAAUACCUUGACCUCUUCAGAGAUGGUAUAUUCUAUCAGACGUUGCCGAAGUUUACGGAGUUUUAAGAUGUCCCCAAGAGCCACGCGCGUACACGGCACACAGGUCAUUGUUGCCUGUCACCAAGUCAAACAAAGGGGAGGAGCCAAUUGUUUAACGUUGAGAUUGGUACCGACUGUGCUCACACGUACAUCGGGGUGCCAAGCAAGUUUUGAUUUUGUUCGAGCGCCAGUAGGCCGAUUCCUAGAGGCGCAAGAUGAAGGCUAUUUCUGUGUUCGCCUUUCUGGUGCUCGUUGUAGCAGGCCAAGGUGCCCGCGACAACAAGGGCACAAAGUUCAUCCUGACGUUCACAGAGAAUGCGCAGCGUAACGGGAUCGACCCCAGGCUGGUGGUGGCGGGAACUACUCAGACUCCCGCCACUGUCAGUGUGGAAGUCCCUGCCGCGGGAUUCCAACAAACGUUUGACAUCAAGUUCGGAGAGGUCAACACCGUUGACGUGCCACGCACGGCCGUAGAGCUCCGCGGAAGCGCAACCCAGAACACUGGUAUCAUCAUCACUGCCACCGAUGAGAUCGUGGUUUAUGGAGUCUUUGCGGAACGAGCGUCUUCUGACGCCUUCCUGGCCCUUCCCACCGACGUGUUGGGGACAGAGUAUUACGUGUCCUGCUACAAUCCGAGUUCCAACGAACCAUCACAGUUCGGAGUUGUCGGCAUCAGAGACGGAACGACCGUCAACAUCGUGCCCACGCAGGAUGUGACGUUUGACGGGACAGCGUACACGGCCGGGCAGACCAUCACCGUCACUCUGGACCGGCUGCAGACUCUACAAGUACAGAGUGAUGCCGACUUGACAGGGUCCAAAAUCACCUCCGACAAGAAAGUUGGUGUUCUGAGUGGCAAUCUCUUCGUCAUCAUUGGUAACGGGCAGUCCGGAACAGGUGACCACAUAGUAGAGAUGAUCCCACCCGUGGACACCUGGGGGAAGGAGUUCGUCACCGUGCCGCUGGCCAAGAGGACGGUGGGGGACAAGUUCAGGGUCAUCGCCGCUAGGGACAACACACAGGUAAACGUCACAGAAAAGAGCGCUAGCCCCGUCACUCUGAACGCCGGUGAGUUUUGGGAGUUUAAUCCCGGAACUGACAAGUCCCAUUAUGUGGUUGCAACUGAACCCGUAAUCUUGAUGCAAUACAGUAAAACCGGUGACGCCGACAACACAGAUACCGACCCCUUCAUGCUGAUGAUCCCGCCCCUGCAGCAGUUCGCAGCUGACUACACAUUUGCAACCGCUCAGCUGAUAUCUGACCCUUCAUCGGUGACUCACCACGUCAACAUCGCGAUAAGGGAUUCUGAGAAGGCUGGACUGCUUCUGGACGGCAAUCCGCUCGACCCCAGCGUCACCUGGACUCCCAUCCCCGGCACCGCCUGGUCUGGCGCCCAGAUCGACAUCGCCGAUGGCACGCACACCUUGGUCCACACCUCCCCCAUUGUCACCUUUGGAAUCUCCGUGUACGGCUUCACACAUCCCGAGUCGUACGGCUACCCGGGAGGCCUCAGGCUGGCCCAGAUCGCUGCCCCCUGCGUGGCCACUGCCACCAUUUCCGGUGACGGCGUCGAUAACGACUGUGACGGGCGGAUUGACGAGGAGCUGGCGAACGGACUGGACGAUGAUGGUGACGGAGCAAUCGAUGAAGAUCUGGCAGGACCCUCUUCAGAGGCACCGGUUCCGUGUGAGAGUGACAAGGACGAAUAUAAGAACUGUGUGGAGCAGAACCUGGGCAACUGUGUCGUCACUGCGCUCCUGAGCAGCGGCACCGCUCGGAACAACCGCGUCAGGAGGGCCGCAGAGGAGGCAGAGGACUUCGCUCGAGAGGCGGAGGCAGAGGAGUUCGUCGUGGCCGCCAUUGCUGUCGUCGCCAUGGGUGUGGUCAUGGUCGUCGUCAUGGCGAUGACGUAUCACCUCCAGAAGCAGCGCCUCCUGGCGGCCUAAUUGACCUAGUAGGCAUACAAGAUACCCAGCUUUGAGCAUGAUACAAAUAUGAUUUAUAGUUGCAUGAUACCUGGUAAAUAAACUUAUCAGUAGUUGCUGAUAUCAACACCUACAACGUCAACAUACACAAAUAAACGUACUAAAUAACAAAUGUAAUUGUUUCUUCCUUCUACAUAUUUUAUGAGGUCGCUUGAAGGAUGGCAUUUGGAUGGUAUCUGGAUCUUAUGUUAAAUGAAGAGUGUUGAAAGUUACACAACCAUAUAUAUGCAUACAGGGCAGAAUGUGUAUAAAAAUGCGGUCUACCUCAUGACGCUUUACGAUAGGCUCUACGUACAGUACAAGUACUUAAGAUUAAUGAAGCAAGGCGGUGAAGUGUAUUAUGUUCUAUUGAGUAGUAAUUUAGCAAUUUUCCGAAAGCUGUAACAUAUUCGUACGAAUGUGGUCUGUUCCAAUGUUUAUGGACGGCCCUGGCAGAGCUUCCCUGUUUAUUUUCCUCGCGUGACAGCUCAAGGGACCUGCUUAUUGGUGACAGAUUCACUCACUUUCCAAUUGAUUAAAAAUCAUAGUGAUAGCUUCAUAUGACAUACGUAUCUUAUACGAGUAUCUUACAAUCUCAUCAUUUGAACCACAUUGACGUUUUCGAACUCUGAAGAUAAUAAAACUCUACCAUCUGUAAGAUGUUAAAAAAACGCAACAACAGAAGAACGGAAUUCAAGAAGUUAUCAAAGGAAGACUUCUAGACAAAUAACACGGUGUGUAUCACAAACACAAAGGGCAGAGUCUACGCGGUUAUCGUUUAGAUUGACACAACCGAGGAUCACACGUACAUCACAGCGGUGUGACGGUACACGGUUUUACAAGAGCGGUUGAACAAGGCCU